UAUCUGCCAUAACUCCUGAGAAAGUGAAGCUUUGUUAGACUAGAUUUUAUCUCAAAUAUGAAAAUCAAAGAAUUUAUUCUAUAGAGAAAUCUUUUAAUACUAUUUGAUUUCUUAAUUGCAUUCUCGUAUGGCUUUUACAAGCUCACUUUAUCACGAUUUCUAAAAAAAAACGAAUUGUAGCGUUACAAAACUGCGCUAUUUUAAAUUCUAUUUAUCCUAUCGACAAAUUUUUGCAAAACAAUUUUUUAUUAUUUUUAGAUUGUAACGCUAAUUAAAUCCGUAAAAAGAGAAGUGGAAAUACACAAUUCGUGUAAAACGCAGCGGAAAAAGUAUUUUACAGAUAAAGAAGUAUUUUACGUAUAAACAACGCAGUUCGCAGCUUUUUCCCGACAUUAUAUUAACGAUACAUUAACGAAAGUAACGAGUCCCGGAGAGAAAGAGAGCGAGAGAGCGCCCAGCGGGAGAAGAUUUGCAUAUUAAUGGACGUCACUCAGGACGAGUCACCGACGACAUGGCAGCAGGACGAGACAAGGACAGACUGCUGAGGAGGCGGUGGCUACGUGGAACCCGUAGGAUUUCACAUGGCAACCGAAGAAUCUCCCAUCCCCCGGUUGGCGACACCAGGAGGGCCCCUGCUACCUAUAAAACUAACCGCGCUCCGUCUCCGGCCGAGCAUUGAGCGACUUGGCGUCCACACGACAGGGAUCAUAUUGCCGAUUAGAGACGAGACGAACGUCCGCAGGCAGCGAGAGGACUUCAGAGUUCAGAUCGGCGGAUCACCAUGCUUACCUUCCAACUUACUUUUGCAAUUGUCCUCCUGGCUACGGUCUUCCUGAUCGACAGGUCUCAAGCACACCUCGCGCAACGGCACGAGUCGCACGAGCCGAAAUCUGUAUACUGUAUAGACUGCGGCGACAAGUGCGACCAAUGCGUGUUCGGUUCCAUAAUGUCGACUCUCUGCGUCGGUGUCAGGGAAUGCCGAAAGGGUCCCGGAGAAUCUUGCGGUGGCCCAAGCGAUUCCUGGGGCGUGUGCGGCGACGGACUGAUCUGCAGUUGCAACCAAUGCACGGGCUGCAGCGUGGACAGCCUAACGUGCUUCGUGAACACUUGUCUGCCCCAUCAGAGUCUGGAACGCAGCCAUCUCGAUUUAUUGAAGAACUACCCUAUCGAAAGAAUCGCCAAGUAAACGAAGACCCAACGCAAUCCCCGGAUGGAUGAAAAGGACGACGGAUGGAUGAGACGACGAAUGUGAGAGGAGCGAAUGUGAAACGAGAAAGGCGGAGAGAAACGCGGAUAUAUAUUAGUGAUUUUUCCGAAUUAUUUAUUGCAUUUCACUAUGUAAUCCCAUUAGGUACCUACUAUUGUGAUAGAACUCGUCGGAGCCCGUCUCUACUACCUUCUCCCAACCCCGCCCCCCGCACUUCCCCUCACCCCCUCGGCUUCCGACGAGACGACGUGCUUCUGCCCGUGUAUAAUGGCAUUUCUGUGAUUUUUUUUUUUUUAAUUACGUUAUCCCAUCUUUGUGCACGCAUGUCUCAAUGAAAAACGCGCGCCGCCGGCGUCCGCGCGCUCAUAUAGCGAGCGUGCAUCGCCGGCUAGAUUGAUCUCGUGAGAUGUUCGAUGAAUCAUCGCGCAUGGCUGUGAAUCGCGCCUCUCGCGGAGUAGAGAGGGGCAAUCGACGGAAUUCUCGUUGUGUUUCCCGCGCCGGGAAACAUCGGAAAUCCGGGUUUCUGUUGAGAAUCGAAAAGCGUCACGGUGCAAACCGGAUGGAAGAGAAUGGUGAGAACGAUUGAGGACGCAGUAAGCAAAGGAAAUAUACGAAAGCCCACCCCACCGCUUUUCUUCCCCUCCCUCCCCCAUAUCCCGUGGAACAGUCGUUAAUAUGAUUUUUGACAUUCCGAAAUUGAUAUUUCGAUUACGUAUAUAUUGACGAAAUCUACAUUACUAUAUAUAUGUCGACAUUUUGCAUUUAAUAUUUAUUUUCAAUGUCGAACGCGUUUAUACUUUAAGGGGUGUCGCAGGGAGACGCUCUCUGUGACGAGGGGUCUCCCGACAAGGCAUACGUUGCCUCUCACUGACGGACUGUUACUAAUUUAUUAAUAGACGCAAAAAAUAUAGUUGAUAAAUAUAGUUAACUUUUUCACCGGUACUUCUUUCGCGCCGGAUAGUCAUCCGUAAGCGUCUCAAGAACGGUGAAUACCUUACGCAGCUCUCGAUAUUUCUGCGGAGACCGGACGUGAAUGUUUUCGGCGAACGCCGCCCUAUGUAACGGACAACAGAAUAAAAUUGGUUGCAUUCA
Molecule: messenger RNA, 2299 nt
Organism: Wasmannia auropunctata (little fire ant)
Lineage: Eukaryota; Metazoa; Arthropoda; Insecta; Hymenoptera; Formicidae
Gene: Qbp-1
Product: neuroparsin-A-like
Exons: 5
Coding region: 782-1186 (134 amino acids)
Source: RefSeq, a predicted model, not a curated record